Messenger RNA from Suillus bovinus, 396 nucleotides. RefSeq names its product Endoribonuclease L-PSP/chorismate mutase-like protein. Gene Ontology annotation, molecular function: deaminase activity. NCBI's taxonomy places the organism in Eukaryota, Fungi, Basidiomycota, Agaricomycetes, Boletales, Suillaceae. The record is from RefSeq and is a predicted model, not a curated record. Gene Ontology annotation, cellular component: cytosol; mitochondrion. The coding region runs from base 1 to 396 and encodes 131 amino acids. The transcript has 3 exons.
AUGUCUACGAUCACAUCCGUUUCGACGCCCAACGCGCCCUCAGCCAUCGGGCCAUAUUCCCAAGCCAUCAAAGCUGGCGAAUUCGUGUUCGUCUCGGGUUGCAUCCCCCUCGUACCUUCCACGAUGCAGAUAGUCGAGGGCGGUAUCGAGGAGCAGGCCACGCAGGCCCUCGCGAACCUCGAAGCUGUUCUUGAAGCUAGCUCUAGCUCAGUUGGCAAGGUCGUCAAGACUACGGUGUUCCUUAAAGACAUGGGGGACUUUGCUACCGUUAACAAGAUUUAUGAGGAGUUCUUUAGCAGUUCGGAGCAUAAGCCUGCACGAUCGGCCGUUGAAGUCGCUCGGCUGCCGAAAGAUGUUUUGUUUGAGAUCGAGUGUAUAGCGGUGGCAAGCAAGUGA